AUGAAUCGUUGUCUCUUGGAUCCGACGCAUUAUGUGGACACGCAAGCCUUCGAGAACUACCAAUGUCACAAGGGGCAGGAAUUGGUGGUAUCCGAAUGCGUCGUAGGAUCUCCAUCUGACGUUUUCGAUGCGUGGUUGGAGUAUGUCUGGCUGACUAAUGACGCAGAACUGCAUCCGGGUGUCGGGCGAGGCUAUGUUGGUCACGUGCGGGGUGUUCCACUGGGCAUAGAAGAAGAAAUAUUAUCGGUGGGAUUACCGUCAGACGACCGUGUAGACAUUGAUGGAGGACGAACGAUUAUCAAUGCAGCUCGACGUGAUUGCUCCAAGAUCCCUUCAAUAUGCUACAGGAUCCGCAAGUUCGGAUUGUUACCAAUCCGAAAUUAUCUCGCUUUUGUUCAGUUUGUGGACGUUGCAGCGUCUUUAAGUAGCACACCAGCAACACUUGUGAUAUGGUCGCUCAAAAUGGAGCCAUCAAUAGUGGGCUAUCUACUUUGUUGUGGCGGGUUCGCCAAGGUCGUUAUACGCUUGGCUUUACAAAGCUUCCUGCGCACGCUGGCCGCGAGUGCAGCUGCUAAACAGGGUUGUCACUUGGAGUAG
Messenger RNA from Plasmopara halstedii, 597 nucleotides. RefSeq lists its product as uncharacterized. Lineage: Eukaryota; Oomycota; Peronosporomycetes; Peronosporales; Peronosporaceae. The record is from RefSeq and is a predicted model, not a curated record. The transcript has a single exon. The coding region runs from base 1 to 597 and encodes 198 amino acids.